Fulvia fulva is the source of this 1314-nucleotide messenger RNA. RefSeq names its product Baeyer-Villiger oxidase ptaJ. The record is from RefSeq and is a predicted model, not a curated record. Gene Ontology annotation, molecular function: oxidoreductase activity. The transcript has a single exon. Bases 1 to 1314 code for a protein of 437 amino acids. NCBI's taxonomy places the organism in Eukaryota, Fungi, Ascomycota, Dothideomycetes, Mycosphaerellales, Mycosphaerellaceae.
AUGGCAUCGGCAAGCACCGUACAGCUCCAACUCGACCAGCAUCCCGUCUACUACCGCAAUGGCAUCUCGAAUGAAUCAACCAAGAAGGUGUCUGAACUAAUGCAAGAGAACCACGAAAAAUUCCACAUCUUCUUCAACAACGAUGGCUUCCACAACCACAUAGCCCACCAGAUGCUGACUAUGUGGGCACUCAAGGCGUCGCCUGACCAGAUCCGGCGUGAAUACAACAGCAACAAAUUAUAUCAGAGGCCCUCCCAAAAGCCGGAUACCAAGACACUGCAGGAUCUGUCCGACCCACAGGUCUUCAUUAAACACCUCGGGCCCGAGCAACACUAUAAUGACUUUCUCGAAUUCUUCAAGGCAGAGAUGGAAAAGUCAAGCUGGCAGGAAGUCAUCAACAAAUAUCUCUUCGCAGGUGACGAGCGAGCUGAAACGAUGUUGGUCCGGAUGUAUGCUGGCUUCCUUCAUCCUAUCAUCCACUUGGGCUUCGGCAUUGAAUUCCAGCAACCAGCAGUGAUUGCGGAAGGUCUGGCGCAGGCAGCAUGUCACGACGACUGGAUAGGCCGCCUUUUGUUACCAGCGGAGAAGGCCGCGAAAGACAGAGCAGACGCGAGCUCGAAGAGCAUCGCUCAGCUUCUCGAUGAAAUCCAUGAUGACUCGGCUCUCCAGAGUGCUGCACGCUGGUCUGAUGGCAACAAGAUUCGCGACGGUAUUCUCGCACGUGCUGGUGACCGUAUGAUCGACAUCGCUGCUCAAGUCUGUGUCAAGCCGGAAGAGCUGCAGGAGAAAACAGCCGAGAUGACCAACGCCGUAGCCUACUACACCGGAGGAGCGCAGAAGGCUGACAAAGCUGUCAAGUUCGACUUUUACUACAUCCACUGUCUAAACAGCUCAAUCUUCUUCGCCUCGUUCCUCAAGCAAGAUUGGCUUAGUGACGCCAACAAAGUGCGAUUGCUUGAAUGGAAGAUCCGCCUUGAUCUGGCAAUGUACGCCUCCAGAAAGGCUCCCGAGAUCCGUCUUGGGGAUAUCCAGAACUAUCAGCCGAAGAAGCCCUCUGGCUGGGACGCCGUGCAGGACAGAGUCUGCGAUAUUGACGAUGAUGGACACGCCUCCAAACUGGUGAGGGCUAUUGCCAACGGAGGCCAAAUCUGCGCCCCGUACGAAGGCAAAGAUGGUUUCAGACUGAAGGGCAACGACUGGCUCAGCCUUGCACAUAUGGCGAUCGACUCAGUUGAGCUACCAGGUGAUCGCUGGGUCAGGUCGGCAGGUUUCGAUGAAGCGUGGGAGAAAGUCCCGCUGCGCGCCAAUCUGUGA